This is a messenger RNA of Paramisgurnus dabryanus, 2686 nucleotides long. RefSeq lists its product as uncharacterized. The record is from RefSeq and is a predicted model, not a curated record. Gene Ontology annotation, biological process: regulation of transcription by RNA polymerase II. Gene Ontology annotation, molecular function: RNA polymerase II cis-regulatory region sequence-specific DNA binding; DNA-binding transcription activator activity, RNA polymerase II-specific. Lineage: Eukaryota; Metazoa; Chordata; Actinopteri; Cypriniformes; Cobitidae. Gene Ontology annotation, cellular component: nucleus.
AGCAGUCGCUUGUGUGCGAUUCCAACGAUAUAAAAUAAUGUCUUACUUUUUUAACAACUAAAUAUUUACAUUUGAGCAUUUAGCAGACGCUUUUAUCUAAAGCGAGUUACAAAGAUAAGUAAACAAUCAAGCGAUUUGUCACGGGGCAAUAAUACAAGAGGUGCAAGUUGUAAUACAAGUUUACACGAUUCCGAUAUAUAUAUAGAGAGAGAUAAUUGUGGUACUUUAUAGGACUAAGCGUUUCACAAGAAAAAAAAUUGAUUUAUUUAUUUUUAAGCCGUUCAGACAUCAGUUGAUCUAUAAAUACUGUGAAGAGGACCAAUAAGCAGCUGCUGUCACAACACAUUCAGCUCCUCUACUGUUGUAAUGAUGGAGUGUGUUAAAGACGAGACUGAUCCUGAAUCAUUCACAAUAACACCUCAACAUACUGAACAACAAACAGGUCUGACAGAAGUGAAAGAGGAAGAUCAACAACAAAAUGAAAUGGAAGAUGAACAUCAGCACCACAAUUUCAUAAGUGAAGAAAAUUCAUUCACUUUCUCACAAACUGUUGAGAAUUCAUCUCAAGAAAGAGAAAAGGCCAAAAUCUCAAAGAGUUUUCCACAGAGAGGACAUUUAAAUGUUCACAUAAAGACUCACACAAGAGAAAUGCCAUACACCUGUUCUCAGUGUGGAAAAUGUUUUAAACAAAAAGGAGCUCUUAAUGCUCACAUAAAGUCUCAUACUGAAGAAAGGCCAUACAGCUGCCAUCAGUGUGAAAAGACUUACAAAUAUAAAAGACACCUUAAGGAACAUUUUUUCAGUCACAGAGAUGAGAGACCCUUUGCAUGUCCUCAGUGCGAUAAGACUUACAAACACAAAAGAUACCUUAAUCAACACCUGGUCAGUCACGGGGAUGAGAGACCCUUUAAAUGCCCUCAGUGCGGUCAAUGUUUUAAACGACAAGGAGCUCUUAAUGCUCACAUGAAGUCUGACACUGGAGAAAUGCCGUACACCUGCAUAAGUAAAAGUCACUUUGAAAAGGAAGAUUUUGUAAGUGGGACGUUCUAUGAAUGCCCUCAGUGUGAUAAAUGUUUCAAACACAAAGGAAAUUUUAAGGUUCACCUAAAGUCUCACACUGGAGAAAUGCCAUACAGCUGCCCACAGUGUGGUAAAUGUUUCAAACAAAAAGGAAAUCUUAAUGUUCACCUAAAAUCUCACACUGCAGAAAGGCCAUACAGCUGCCCUCAAUGUGGAAAGACUUACAAAUAUAAAAGAGACCUUAAGGAACAUAUGGUCAGUCACGGAGAAAACAGACACUUUGCAUGUCCAAAGUGCUAUAAGACUUACAAACAUAAAAGAUACCUUAAUCAACACCUGGUCAGUCAUGGGGAUGAGAGACCCUUUAAAUGCCCUCGUUGCGGUAAAUGUUUUACACGACAAAGAGCUCUUAAUGCUCAUAUAAAGUCUUACACUGAAGAAAUGCCAUACAGCUGCGUCACUAAAAGUCACUUUGAAGAGGAACAUUUAGUAAGUCACAGUGGUGCGAGGCCCUUUAAAUGCUCUCAGUGUGUUAAAUCUUUUAAAACCAAAAAGUAUCUUAAUUUUCACCUAAAGUCUCACACUGGAGAAUCAUACACCUGCCUUCAGUGUGGAAAGAGUUUUAGACAUAAAAUUACCCUUAAUAAUCACAUGAUGAGUCACGAUGGUGAUAAGCCGCUCACUUGUCCUCACUGUGGGAAGAAUUUAGCAUCAAAAGCAAAUCUAGAGAAUCACAUACGAGUUCACACUGGAGAGAGACCAUUCACGUGCCCACAAUGUGACAAGAGUUAUACUCAACGAGGACAUCUUAAGGGUCACAUACGAAUUCAUACAGGGGAGAAGCCUUUGUCAUGCCAUCUAUGAGAUAGAAGUUAUGCACAUGAUUCAUGAACAAAGUCUCAAAGGCUGUUUUGCUGUGAUCAGUGCUGUCAAAAGUUUGUUUUGAUAGGACUGCUAGAGGGACACCAUAAGACGCAUAAAACAUAAAAAGUUGUGACUUAUCUCCGUGUGGAAAUGCCUUCCUGAGAGCCGGAGACCUGGAGUGGAACCAAAUUCUGGAGAAAUUCCCUAAAAGUGCUCACUUUGUUUUAACUCGCAGAGAAAACCGCUGACUGCAAAAAGUGAACAAAGAUCAACUUCAGUCUUCAGAUCCACUACUCCAAAAUAUAUUUUUAAAGCAUUACAUCAAGUGCUGAAAUUUGUUCUUGUAGCUCAGCUCGUAGAGCAUUGUGUUAGCAGUGCAAAAGAUCUUUGGUUCGAUCCCAGGAACACCUUCUGAUGAAAUGUAUUGUAACUUUCUUUGGAUAAAAGUGUCAGCCAAAUUGAUUCAAAUAUAAAUGUUUUUUCAUGUUGGAGUAGCAGAACUGUUCACUCAUUAGGGGUAAUUUGUUAAAAAAUGCUAACAACAGUCUAUAUCUCCAUCCAUAUUCUUAAAAUCUAUAUUUUGUUUAUUAUGGAUAUGAAAGCAAAAAAACUAUACAUAUUUGUGUCUGAAGUGAGAUUAUUAAAGAAAUUGUUUACCAAAGACAAAAAAAAUCUGUCAUUAUUCACUUAUAAACCAGGACUACACGUGUCCUGCACACGCCUUCUGCCGGUCGUGACAAGAUCUGCUGACUCUGUAGCUGUCUAUAAGAAUCGGCUAAAAAUACCUUCUCAUCCACCAUUA